Messenger RNA from Talaromyces proteolyticus, 1479 nucleotides. Its product is annotated as putative cell surface metalloreductase. Gene Ontology annotation, molecular function: ferric-chelate reductase activity. The transcript has 4 exons. NCBI's taxonomy places the organism in Eukaryota, Fungi, Ascomycota, Eurotiomycetes, Eurotiales, Trichocomaceae. Gene Ontology annotation, cellular component: plasma membrane. Gene Ontology annotation, biological process: copper ion import; intracellular iron ion homeostasis; iron ion transport. The record is from RefSeq and is a predicted model, not a curated record. Bases 1 to 1479 code for a protein of 492 amino acids.
AUGGAUAUAUUAACGAUCUACGCUAUAUCUGUAGGCAGCAUCUUCGCACUUCUUUUCGUUCUCAGGAUCAAAUCAUCCCUUAAUCCUUGGACCGGUUUAUAUGCCAGUUUUAUUUCCCGCCAUUUUACCUAUCCAUACCUUCUCGGACGCCACCGGCUAGCCGGACCAUGGACUCGGGCUGGAGCUUUUUUCCACCUUGUAUACAUCGCCUUGAAUGCCUUCCUUACUUUCUUUCACACGACAUCUGUCAGCGAUGCUGGACAUAGAGCUGGCGAACUUUCGAUGAUUAACAUGAUUUUCCUCAUCUCUGCAUUACAUCUAAGUUAUCUGUCUGACUUGCUAGGUAUAACAUUGCGAGUGGGCCGGCGAAUCCACCGCGCUGCAGGCUGGGCCAUGGCAGCUCUGCUGCUUUUCCAUGUAUCCGCAGCAAUCGUGACCCGAAAAUCGAGCUUUUCUUUACGACGGCCCAACGAUAUUUAUACGGUCAUUGGUGCCACCUGCUUCGCCGUUCUUAUAUUACUUUCCUGCGCAUUCUUUCGUCAUUUAUCAUACGGUAUUUUCCUCUGCAGUCAUCAGGCAUUGGCAGGGGUUGGAGUAUAUGGGAUCUGGCGACACCUCCCACCUGAUGCUCGGUUUUCUUGGACAUGCCUUUAUACUGCCCUCGGAAUCUUGGCAGUAACGUCAGUUUUGCAGUUCCUCACUGUUCUUCAUCACAAUGGAUUGUUUGCUGGCCGAGGUGGCCCACGGCUUAUCGCAUCUUGUGAGACUAGCUCCGUGGGCAAGGUUCGCCUGGCUAUUCCUCGGCCUCUUGAAGUAUACGCCGGCCAAUAUAUCAACCUGUGGAUGCCGUCUCUCUCCUGGUGGUCGUGGAUGCGAACCCAUCCAUUUGUUGUCAUCUCCUAUUCUCCGGAGAAACAGGGCUCUCUGGAUAUGUUAUUAGAACCCCAGAAUGCCGUCUGCGAAGAUAUUCUCCGCCGAGCACAGGCGAGAAAAUUGGACACUGUCUCUUUACCCGCACUCUUCACUGGGCCGCAUGGGGUUACAGAGCCAGUGGGUUGCUAUGAGACGGUCCUUAUCGUCGCUAGUGGAUUUGGUAUUACAGCGGUGAUUCCGUACAUGAAAAAAAUCAUACACGGAUACAAUACAUCUACAUCCCAGGCACGUCGGCUGCAUCUUGUGUGGCAGGCAAAAUCUCUUGAUAUUGUGAGCGCUGGAGAAUCUCUCCUGAAUGAUCUCUUACAAGAUGACAUUCUGGACGAUGGCUAUAUCCUUUCCGUCUCGAUUUAUGUGACCCAUGAGAAACUUCGUCAACAUCAAACACCCUUCGGCGAGCAUAAACGAGCCACUCUCUACGAGGGAUGCCCGAGCUACCGCGAUCUGAUUGCUCAAGAGGCAUCUGGCGAACAGAUAGAGAGGCUCCCGAACAUCGAGGACAAGCGUGGGAAGAUGUUGGUGAUGGGUAAGGAACUUUGCUGGUAG